This is a messenger RNA of Lichtheimia ornata, 1014 nucleotides long. RefSeq lists its product as uncharacterized. Lineage: Eukaryota; Fungi; Mucoromycota; Mucoromycetes; Mucorales; Lichtheimiaceae. Gene Ontology annotation, cellular component: endoplasmic reticulum membrane; lipid droplet; mitochondrial outer membrane. The transcript has 5 exons. Bases 1 to 1014 code for a protein of 337 amino acids. The record is from RefSeq and is a predicted model, not a curated record. Gene Ontology annotation, molecular function: 3-beta-hydroxysteroid 3-dehydrogenase (NADP+) activity.
AUGGCAGCACCGAUUGAGAAACAACGUACAGUUGCGAUUGUCACAGGAGCGAACACAGGUGUCGGCUACGGCAUUGUACAACGGCUACUUGAAAAAGACUGCAGCAUAAAGAUCGUCAUGGCAUGUCGCAACCUUUCACGCGCCAAGCGUGCUCAAUCGAGCCUCUUGGAGCAAUUCCCUUUCGCCGACAUUGACAUUGAGCUUGUGGAUCUCAACAGCGUGCGUUCAGUGCUUGAGUUUUGUGCCAACAUAAAAGCCAAGUUUGAUCGGGUUCAUCUCCUCUUUUUCAAUGCCGCAUCACUCAUUACCUAUGGUAUCAAUUGGAGCGACAUCUUUUGGCUUUUCUUCAAGGAUCCUGUUGGGCUUAUGGAGCGCUCAGAUGCAACUAUUCAAGUCAGGGGUGAAAUUAAUCAAGAUGGCAUGGGCUCCAUGUUUGCCGCUAAUGUGUUUGGACACUAUGUGAUCGCACGAGAACUAGAAAAGGAGUUGGAUGCUUCAGGGAAUGGCCGUAUCAUGUGGACAAGCUCUUUGACAGCUGAAAAGCGUUUGUUUAACAUUGACGAUUGGCAAGGAGUGAAAAGUGUUCUUCCAUACGAGUCUUCAAAAUGGGCAUGCGAUUUAGUGGCGCUUGGAAGCAAUGAAAAGUACAAGGAACAAGGAUGCAAAAUCGUGUCAUACAGCACAGCCCCUGGCGUUGUUGCAAGCACCAUUGGUAAUCUUCCUUCAUGGAUUAGAAGCGUGAGGAUCUGGAUACAUUACAUUUUCCGGUUUUGUGGUGUAACAUCUCAGAAUAUUACUGGAUACCGUGGAGCUAUUGCCUCUGUUUUUGUCGCACUGCAACCGCAUCUCGUAGACUAUUUCGUUCGCUACACUUCAGCAACAACCGCUUGGGGUAGAUCGUUCGUCACAUUAGCACCUAUAGAAGGUUACGAUAAAAGAGAAGCUAGUAAACUUUUGCAGCAUUGCGAGACGGCUUAUCAAGCAUGGAAAGUAAAGCUAGCUCAGGAAAAAUAA